AUGGCCCAUAUCUCAAAGAAGAGGAAGUUCGUCGCAGACGGUGUCUUCUACGCAGAACUCAACGAAUUCCUCACCCGUGAACUCGCAGAAGAAGGAUACUCUGGUGUAGAAGUCCGAGUAACUCCAUCUCGUACCGAAAUCAUUAUAAGAGCUACCCAAACCCAAAAAGUCCUGGGUGAAAAGGGACGACGAAUCCGUGAAUUAACAUCUGUAGUAUCAAAGAGAUUCAACUUCCCUGAUGGCACUGUUGAAUUGUAUGCUGAGAGAAUUCAGUCUCGUGGUUUGUCUGCUAUUGCUCAGGCCGAGUCUUUGAAGUUUAAGCUGAUUCAAGGAUUGGCAGUCCGUCGUGCUUGCUACGGUGUGGUCCGCUUCAUCAUGGAAGCCGGUGCCAAAGGUUGUGAAGUUGUCGUAUCAGGAAAAUUACGUGGUGCUCGUGCAAAAUCAAUGAAGUUCAUUGAUGGAUUUAUGGUCCACUCUGGUCGUCCAGCUGUAGACUUUAUUGAUUACGCUGUCAGACACGUCUUAUUGCGUCAAGGUGUAUUGGGUAUCAAGGUCAAGAUCAUGUUGGAUUCUGACCCUACCGGAAAGACCGGUCCACAAAAACCACUACCAGAUAAUGUCACCAUUCUUGAACCAAAAGAUGAAGAACCACCACGUGUUGUUGCUCCAGUCGUUCCAGUGGCACCAGCGCCAGUAGUAGAGCAAAUGUAG
Synchytrium microbalum is the source of this 711-nucleotide messenger RNA. RefSeq lists its product as uncharacterized. Gene Ontology annotation, molecular function: RNA binding; structural constituent of ribosome. Gene Ontology annotation, biological process: translation. NCBI's taxonomy places the organism in Eukaryota, Fungi, Chytridiomycota, Chytridiomycetes, Synchytriales, Synchytriaceae. The coding region runs from base 1 to 711 and encodes 236 amino acids. The transcript has 4 exons. Gene Ontology annotation, cellular component: cytosolic small ribosomal subunit; nucleus. The record is from RefSeq and is a predicted model, not a curated record.